Rhizophagus irregularis DAOM 181602=DAOM 197198 is the source of this 827-nucleotide messenger RNA. RefSeq lists its product as uncharacterized. NCBI's taxonomy places the organism in Eukaryota, Fungi, Glomeromycota, Glomeromycetes, Glomerales, Glomeraceae. The record is from RefSeq and is a predicted model, not a curated record.
UUUUUUUUUUUUUAAUUGAUUUUAGGAGUAAAUAUUAGGCUUUUAUCCUUAUUAUCAUAUGAAAAAAAGGCUGAUUUCAUACGAGAUAUUUACAUUGCGAAAACGUAUAUAUAAUCUGGUAUACAUCAGCAAAUUUUUUAUUAAAAAAAAAUUCCUAAGCAACUAUUCACUUUUCUCAUCAUGAAAUUUUCCAUUCCUUUAAUCAUUGCCAUAAUUUGUAUUGUGGCACUUGAGCAAAUUGAAGCAUUUAAUGUUACAAUCGGUGUAUUUGUGUUUUGGACGCAAUGUAAAUUUUGGGCUACAGAUCAAUAUGACAAUACUGUAAUGGAUACUGGAUGGAUGGAUUGCGAAACAGGAGAUCCACAUUUAACAUAUCAUAUUCGAGAUGUACAAGCUAAUCCAUUCUGGCUUCAUGCAAAGGUUAUGGGCAGCAUGAGAAAAGUAAAACAUAGAGGACCAUUUAGCGGGGAUACCUGCUUUAAAUUUAAGGGAGAUGUUGGCAAUUGGAAAUUUGAUCAACAAGACUGGUCAUUUUGCGAAAACAAUUCUCAAGACUAAUUAAUUUAAUUAGUGUUUAAGUUUUAUUUGUCUUAUAUUUACUUUAUCUUUCGAUUAUUCCAAUGUUGAACUAAUGAAAGUAUUACUAUUUGGUUUAUUAAUUAACUUUAGUUUUAUUAAUUUAAUAUUCUUAAUUUAGUCUUUGUUUUUGUAUUCAAUUAUCAUGUUUUUGUAUUAAAUUAUCAUGCUUUUGUAUUCAAUUAUUGUGUUUUUGUAUUCAAUUGUUGUGUUCUGUAUUCAAUUAAAUUCUAUUGGUUAAUUAACUAAAA